This is a messenger RNA of Priceomyces carsonii, 2517 nucleotides long. It is a transcript of the gene MPS1, whose product is annotated as serine/threonine/tyrosine protein kinase. Gene Ontology annotation, molecular function: protein serine/threonine kinase activity; protein serine/threonine/tyrosine kinase activity; ATP binding. Gene Ontology annotation, cellular component: nucleus; kinetochore. The transcript has a single exon. NCBI's taxonomy places the organism in Eukaryota, Fungi, Ascomycota, Pichiomycetes, Serinales, Debaryomycetaceae. Gene Ontology annotation, biological process: meiotic spindle assembly checkpoint signaling; protein localization to kinetochore; peptidyl-serine phosphorylation. The record is from RefSeq and is a predicted model, not a curated record. The coding region runs from base 1 to 2517 and encodes 838 amino acids.
AUGGCACUUAAUGAUAUAACACCUCCUUCUAGGAAAGUCCUGGGCCUCUCUAAGGGCCACAAACGUCAGAUAAUAGAGUCCAUUGAAGAAGAAAACACAUUUCUUCCUCCGGCUUUAAGCUCUUAUAGUAUCGCAUUAUUGAAUGAGAAGACAUCGAAAAGACAAACACCCACCUCCAAUAAAGUCACGGGCAUAUAUGAGCUUGAUUUUCCCGAUGGAAAGAAGAGCGGCAGCUUCUUGAAAAGUAAGCUUUCAGUGCACUUUAAAGAAUCGAAUCAAGGAGAAUACACUGGUAACAAUUCUUUUCACAAUGCUUCACAUACGUCAUUUCAGAAUGAAUCAUCCGGCCACUCUGCGCAACAGUCAUACUUUGCUGGGUCUCAUAACAUCUCAGGAUAUUCUUUUAAUCAAUCUAGUAAUGUACAUACCGGGUCGGAAGAAGACAUAAUGGAAGCUGCUUCACCUCAUAAUAGUCUGUCUAAACUGUCUUCAAAUCAAACACCAAAUCAUACUCCUGCUACAACUCCUGGCGAUAACCCUCCGAUGUCAUCAAAUUCAAAUGCUUCUAGAACAGGCAGCAUUCAUACUAUUAAAAGGACUCGAGGAACGAUGCGUUUCGGAAAGAUCUUAGGACCUCCAAAAAGAGCAUCAAAGAGCGUAGACGAGAGACCUGAAGAGAGAUCUGACCAAGAUGUGCAACAUGAGAAUCAAAGUCGAGAAGAAACUCAAAGAAGAAACCUGAGAAAUAGUAGCAACACACUUAGUACCCCACCGCCUGCAUUUCCGAUGAACUUUUCACCUAAACUAAGAACUCCAAUACAUUUGAAAGAAUCAAGUGCCCAAAACUCUGAGUCGGUAUUCAUAGAUAGUGCUAAACAAGAAACACAUUCAGUAUCUCCUGAAGUUGAAUUAUUAACCAAAGAAAAAGAGAUUGAAUUGAGGCGACGCAUCGAGGAACAAAAAUCUUUAAAUGAGUUACGAUUCAAGCUAUCCAAAUCCAGACAUGAUGAAAUGGAGGUUGACGAUCCAGAGAACAAAGAUAUAGAGAAAGAUUAUGAUAUCAAUUUGGAUACAUUCAAGUCUAAUAUAAAUGGCAGGAGCAUAUCUGAUUUCAAAAUUGAUAAGAGAAGCGAGUUCGAGUCCCAAGAUGGAGAUGAUUAUAGAAGUGAUUCAAAAAGCAAACGGUUAUUGAAUGAGGACAAAGAAAAUAUGAUUUUUGAAGGACACGAUAAUUCUAGUCAAAGCAAGCAUCAGUCAUUUAGGCAACCUUUAGUGCCGAUUUCGUCGAAUGUUUUGAAUACAUCACAUGAAGAUGAAGGAUUCAGGAAACCUAAACUACCUAGAAGCUCUGCUCUCUCUCAAAUUUCGGCGUUGCCCCAACAGGAGCCUCAGCAACAUCCACAAUCAGGAAAGCAGGCGACUUUGGGACUGGCAGGAUCAAGCUCCUCAGAUGAUAACAAAAAGAAAAAAAGUAUCGUAAUAAAUGGUAAUAACUAUGAAAAACUAGAACUUUUAGGCAGAGGUGGCUCAUCAAAGGUAUACAAAGUCAAAGCGACCUCAAAAAAUAGGCUAUAUGCUAUAAAGAAAGUUACUUUUGAUCAAUUUGACGAAACUUGUGUGAAGGGAUUCAAAGGAGAAAUUGAUUUACUUCUAAAACUAAAAGAUGCAGAUAGAGUGGUUAAAUUAAUUGAUCAUGCAAUUGGCGAAGGUUCAAUAUAUUUGGUCAUGGAGUGUGGUGAUAUCGAUCUAGCGCAUGUGUUUCAGACAAAAUUAAACAUGAACAAUCCCUUGGAUCUCAACUUUGUCAAAUAUCAUUCAAUUGAGAUUUUGAGAUGCGUGGAGGCUGUCCACGAGGCAGGCAUUGUACACAGUGAUUUGAAGCCAGCUAAUUUUCUUUUUGUGAGGGGAGUUCUAAAGAUUAUUGAUUUUGGGAUCGCCAACGCUGUUCCAGAUCACACUGCGAAUAUUUAUCGUGAAUCUCAAAUAGGAACACCCAACUACAUGGCCCCAGAGGCACUUAUCGAAGUUAAUCAGACAUUCCCAGGCUUACCUUUGCCGUCGAAUCAACAGGAAUUGCCCAAGAACACCUGGAAGGUUGGUAAGCCUUCUGAUGUCUGGUCGUGUGGCUGUAUAAUAUAUCAAAUGAUUUAUGGUAAGCCUCCAUAUGGAGGUUAUUCUGGUAAUCAGAGGAUAAUGGCUAUAAUUAACCCUCAGGUGAAAAUUCUGUUUCCUGUGAAAGGUAUUGGAAAUAUCAAAGUUCCUCAGAGUGCUGUGGAAUUGAUGCAAAAUUGUCUUUCGAGAAAUCCCAACGAAAGAUGGACAGUAGAUCAGUGCUUAAACAGUGACUUUUUAAAUCCAAAAAUCGUAAGUGAAACGUUUAUAAGAGAUUUGGUACAUCUGGCGGUAAACUUCGGCUAUAACAAUAGGCUGAGUGGUAGUAGACUAAUAACUGCGGAUGUUUAUGAUCGUUUGGUCGAUACUGUUUUAAAGCAGAUUGAAAGUUUGAACUAUGGCUAA